AUGACUGACUCGGAGAAAACCACGGCUAGGGCCGUUAGCCUUGAAAUGGACGAAAGAACCACUGCAAUCGAAACUCCCUCAGACGCAUCGAAGAAAGAGGAAGAGUCAGGAACAAUCACAUCUGAAAAUAGGAGUAGCAGGGCAACAUCCGUCCACACAACACUAUCGGUCGAAGAGCCCGACGACAACCUGGAAUUAGGCCCCGUCACGACCGGGGCCAGCAUCACUCCUCCUCCCGUUUCGGUUCCGAUGAGCAGACGGCGUGGCCUCUUAGCCCAGCUAGCAAUGAUACCAGAAGUCGAAGAACCGAAACAUUACCCCCGAAGGACGAAAUGGUUCAUCACCUUCAUCAUCGGUGUUGCCGCUAUGGCUGCACCCAUGGGAAGCGCUAUAUUCUUCCCUGCCCUUGGCCAAGUUGCCGAAACCCUGAAUGCCACCCCCACAACUACCAACUUGUCUGUGGCCUUGUAUAUGCUUAGUAUGGGAAUCUUCCCGCUAUGGUGGUCCUCGUUUAGCGAAAAGCUCGGGCGCCGAACGAUCUAUCUCGUUUCCUUUGCGCUAUUUGUCCUAUGGAGCGUCUUGUCCGCGAUUGCCAACUCGAUUGGGAUGCUCAUCGUGAUGCGAAUGUUGGGAGGCGGUGCUUCGGCAUCAGUCCAAGCAGUUGGCGCCGGCACUAUCGCAGACAUUUGGGAAGUAAAAGAAAGAGGGCGGGCGAUGGGUAUCUUUUACCUUGGUCCGUUGUGCGGGCCGCUUCUAGCACCGAUUAUCGGUGGUGCUCUGUCCCAAGCAUGGGAUUGGCGAAGUACACAAUGGUUUCUUGCCAUAUAUGGCGGAAUAGGAUUUCUGCUCCUGCUAUUUGGCCUCCCCGAGACGUUAGCUCGACCGAAGAGAGCACCUCCCGUGACAGAGCCACAGAAUCCUGUAGAACGCUCAUUGAGCCGAGUCUCCUCUCGCCAGGUAGUGCAGGCAACCGCCAAAUGGCUGAAGGUCGCGCGAAUAGUGCUCAUCGACCCGCUCAAGAUUUUACUUUACCUCCGCUUCCCCGCUGUACUUCUGACGGUGUAUUAUGGCAGCAUUGCGUUUGGAUCUUUAUAUAUUCUGAACAUCAGUGUGCAGGAUACCUUUAGCAAGGAACCAUAUGGCUUCUCCAUGCUGAUUGUUGGCCUGCUUUACAUACCCAAUUCCAUGGGGUAUAUCAUUGCUAGCCUCCUUGGUGGUCGAUGGAUGGACAAGAUCAUGCAACGAGAAGCUAGACGCGCCAACCGAUUGGACGAGAAUGGGAAACUAAUUUAUCGACCCGAAGACCGCAUGCGUGAAAAUGCAUGGCUGGGUGCAAUGAUGUAUCCGCUAGCGCUCAUUGUAUAUGGGUGGACUGCCGAGAAGGGAGUCUACUGGCUCGUCCCGAUUAUUUGCAACUUUUUCUUCGGCCUCGGCUCGAUGAUCAUCUUCAGCAUGUCCACCACCAUGCUCACUGAAUUCAUGCCCAAGAGGUCCUCCUCUGGCGUUGCGGUGAACAACUUUAUGCGGAACACCGUGUCCUGCGUUGGUGGUAUCGUCACAGCGCCCAUCAUCAGCGGCAUUGGGAACGGCUGGCUCUUCACGAUCAUUGGGGUGGUGGCGUUGGCAAGCUGCUCAGUGAUCUGGGCGAUGAAGAAGUUCGGCCCUCAAUGGCGCGUAUCGAUGGAUGCAAAGUUGGGGUAA
Uncinocarpus reesii 1704 is the source of this 1701-nucleotide messenger RNA. RefSeq lists its product as uncharacterized. The transcript is spliced from 3 exons. Gene Ontology annotation, molecular function: polyamine transmembrane transporter activity. The record is from RefSeq and is a predicted model, not a curated record. Lineage: Eukaryota; Fungi; Ascomycota; Eurotiomycetes; Onygenales; Onygenaceae. Bases 1 to 1701 code for a protein of 566 amino acids. Gene Ontology annotation, biological process: transmembrane transport; intracellular polyamine homeostasis.